AUGAUUUUGCAACAAGUCUGGACAUUGAAGGUAGAUUGGGACGAAUCCCUUCCGACAGACGUACACACAGAAUGGAUCAAAUACCACACCCAAUUGCCGUUGUUAAAUGCGGUAAGGUUCCCUCGGAAGACCAUCAUAGAAUCCGCAACGAAAAUUGAGCUACACGGAUUCUGUGACGCUAGCGAAAGGGCAUAUGGGGCGUGCGUCUACGUGCGGACGACGGACCGAAAGAACAAUAUUUGGACUCGACUCCUCACGGCGCGAUCGAAGGUAGCGCCGCUCAAAUCGCUCUCCAUACCACGUCUCGAAUUAAGCGGGGCACUUAUUUUGACGUCCUUGAUUUCGUCAAUACGACAGGCCCUGACGACCAAGAUAUCGCGGAUAGUAUACUGGACUGACUCCAUCAUCGUGCUCCAUUGGAUCAGGUCUUCGCCGCACACCUUGAAAACAUUUGUGGCGAAUCGAGUCGCUGAGAUACAGACCAAGACCAAUAUCUCCGACUGGCGUCAUGUGCCUACCGACGAUAAUCCAGCGGAUCUCAUCUCCCGAGGCCAGACGCCCAAGGAAUUCCUAUGUCCGUCCAUUUGGAAAAACGGGCCAAGGUGGCUCCUGCAAAGCGAAAGCUAUUGGCCGGUCUGGAGCCCGACACCGGUAGUCGACCUCCCGGAGCAAAAGAAGACGAUCUGUCUGAGGACGAGUGUUAACGACAACACACUCCUCCAUCGCUACUCGUCUUGGCCAAGACUAAUAAGAAUCGUCGCCCGGUGUCUUCGAUGGAGACAUAAGCAACACCGAACUGCCCAUCUCACCACAGACGAACUGACUGCAGCGCACAACAGACUAAUAAAAAUAUUACAAUCCCAUCAUUUCGCGCCUGAAAUUCGGAUCCUCCAAAAAAAUCGAAGCGAGGACGUUGGAGGGAAACUACAACCAUUAAACCCCUUCCUCGACGAAGAUGGGCUACUCCGGAUAGGAGGGCGACUAACCAACUCCGCCAUACCCUUCAGCCAAAAACACCCGAUCAUCCUACCGAAAUCCCCGGUGACAGAGCUAAUUAUAGAGCAAGAGCACCGGAACAAUCAUCACACAGGGACACAAGCUACACUAUACGCGAUGAGACUGCGCUAUUGGCCGAUCGACGGCCGUAGCCAGGCGGUCCACAUAGAGUUAGUCAGCGACCUAACCACCGACGCCUUCUUGGCCGCGCUACGCCGUUUCAUCUCGCGGCGAGGAUACUGCGCAACGAUCCUCACCGACAACGGCACCAAUUUCGUCGGGGCUAAUCGGGAGCUGCAAGAACUCCGGACCCUAUUGCAGUCCGACGACCACCAGGAUAGGGUACAGAAUUUUCUCGCCGACCGACAAAUACAAUGGCGUUUUAAUCCUCCGAACUCACCACAUUUUGGCGGCUUAUGGGAAGCCGCAGUUAAAUCGUUCAAACGCCAUCUCAUCCGCGUGGUCGGCACGGAGCUCCUGACCUUUGAACACCUCAACACCCUUGUGAUCGAAAUUGAGGCCAUUCUCAAUUCACGCCCACUGACUCCCAUCUCAUCCGAUCCGAAAGAUCCCCCUGUCCUCACUCCCGGUCAUUUUCUAAUCGGUGAUACCCUAACCAGUUUACGGGAGCGUGAUUUCAGGACAGUUCCAUCAGGCCGGCUAUCCAGUUGGCAGCGCAUUCACCAGAUUAAGCAGCACUUCUGGAGCAGAUGGUAUCGGGAGUACCUAAAUGAGCUAACCCGCCGCAACAAAUGGGACAAGGGCAAACAUAACAUUCGUGAAGGCACCGUAGUAAUCCUCAGGGAGGAUAACGUGCCCUCUAUGCAGUGGCCUUUGGGCCGCGUAAUCAAGGUCCAUCCAGAAGCCGAUGGAAUCAUCCGGACCGCUACCGUGCAGACGGCAACAAGCAUCCUGGACCGCGGUGUCAAAAGACUGGUCCCCUUACCCAUCCACCCAGAUCCAGACGAGGCCGAACGUCCACACGGAGCGAAGGAAGUCACCAACGACGCACCUGACUCCACAGCCAGAAUUUGA
Messenger RNA from Bombus huntii, 2031 nucleotides. RefSeq lists its product as uncharacterized. The coding region runs from base 1 to 2031 and encodes 676 amino acids. Gene Ontology annotation, biological process: DNA integration. Gene Ontology annotation, molecular function: nucleic acid binding. NCBI's taxonomy places the organism in Eukaryota, Metazoa, Arthropoda, Insecta, Hymenoptera, Apidae. The transcript is spliced from 2 exons. The record is from RefSeq and is a predicted model, not a curated record.